This is a messenger RNA of Exophiala spinifera, 1704 nucleotides long. RefSeq lists its product as uncharacterized. Lineage: Eukaryota; Fungi; Ascomycota; Eurotiomycetes; Chaetothyriales; Herpotrichiellaceae. Bases 1 to 1704 code for a protein of 567 amino acids. Gene Ontology annotation, cellular component: membrane. Gene Ontology annotation, biological process: carbohydrate transport; transmembrane transport. The transcript has 9 exons. Gene Ontology annotation, molecular function: carbohydrate:proton symporter activity. The record is from RefSeq and is a predicted model, not a curated record.
AUGACAGACCGGAGACGCAGCAGCGUCGUGCAAGUUGAACGUGCCAACGAUGGCGUCGCACGUAUCAACGAUGAAUCCAUCAGGAAGCUCAGCAUUAUCAACCCCCAAGUCGUCCAGGAAUUCGAAGAGGCCAAAAAGGCUGUCGAGAAGGAACAUGAACUUACCGUUCGCGACGCCCUGAAGCUAUACCCCAAGGCCAUCAUAUUCUCUAUCAUCUUCUCCAGCGCCGUCAUCAUGGAAGGUUACGAUCUGAGCUUGAUGGGUUCGUUCUUUGGGUUUCCACCUUUUAGGAACUUCUAUGGGACUGAAGACAACCCGGAUGGAGGGCGUAAUAUCGGCGCAGCAUGGCAGUCGGGCAUCCAGAACGGUGUCCAAGUUGGCAGCAUCAUCGGCCUCUGGCUCAACGGUAUCAUUUCAGACAGAUUCGGUUAUCGCAAGACCAUGCUCGUUUCGCUCGUCCUAAUGAUCGCUUUCAUUUUCCUACCCUUCUUCGCCCAAAACAUUCAGACGAUUCUUGCGGGCGCCAUUCUAUGCGGUCUGCCCUGGGGUGUAUUCCAGACCAUUACCGUGACAUAUGCUUCCGAUGUUACUCCAGUGGUUCUCCGACCUUACCUGACUUCAUACGUCAACCUGUGUUGGGUGUUUGGUCAAUUCAUUGCGGCCGGCGUGCUCCGUGGUUUCUUGAACCGGGACGAUCAAUGGGCGUACCGUGUGCCUUUCGCAAUCCAGUGGAUCUGGCCACCCAUCAUUCUGGUCGGUGUCAUUCUAGCUCCUGAGAGCCCUUGGUGGCUCGUUCGCCACGGCAAGCUCGAUGAGGCGCGUAAAGCGCUUUUAAGCCUUACCAAGGCGUCAAGCGGAGUCCCCUUUGAUGUCGACAAGCAGGUCGCCAUGAUCAACGCCACCAACGAGCUCGAGAAGGCCAUGUCCGAAGGUACAAGCUACUGGAAUCUUUUCAAGGGGAUCGAUCGUCGCCGGACGGAGAUCACAAGUAUGGUGUGGAUAACCCAAGCGUUCUGCGGCGCUGCGCUGAUGGGCUUCUCCGUCCAAUUCUACGAGCGCGCCGGAUUAGAUUCGGAGAACUCGUUCAACUUCAACCUUGGACAAUACGCCAUGGGCGCCGUGGGGACAGUCGGUUCGUGGUUUUUGAUGCCUCAUUUCGGCCGUCGGACCUUGUACCUGUGGGGAUUGGUAAUCCUCUUCGCGCUGCUGAUGAUUGUCGGUGGCAUGGGCGUGGCCGGCACCUCCAGAGGGCCAUCCCUGGCCGCAGGAACCCUCCUCAUGAUCUACACGUUUGUAUACGACUUCACGAUCGGACCCGUCUGCUACGCCCUUGUGGCCGACAUUCCUUCGACUCGGCUGAAGAUCAAGACGGUGGUGUUGGCACGCAACUUGUACAACGUCGGCGGCAUCAUCAACAAUACACUUAUGCCGCGGAUGCUGCUGAACACCGAGUGGAACUGGGGUGCCAAGACGGGGUUCUUCUGGGCCGGUGCAUGUGCCUUGCUGUUCGUGUACAUGUACUUCCGCCUGCCGGAGCCAAAGGGUCGCACCUAUGGUGAGAUGGACGUCUUGUUCGAGAACAAAGUCAGCGCCAGGAAGUUCCGCACUGCCAACGUCGAUCAGUUCGCCGGACACUCGACGGAGCUUGUUGAGGAUUCCAGCGACGGUGAGAAGAACAGCAGCCGCCAGGUGGAGUCUGCUUAA